Messenger RNA from Dermacentor andersoni, 618 nucleotides. NCBI's taxonomy places the organism in Eukaryota, Metazoa, Arthropoda, Arachnida, Ixodida, Ixodidae. The record is from RefSeq and is a predicted model, not a curated record.
GAACGCAUACUCUCGCACCCGGAUUGCCCGGUCGACCAGCGCCAUUUUGUUCUGGGCUGCCAAAGCGUGUUCGCCGGCGACCAGCAGACAUGGCUAGCGCUAGCUCUAGGACUCCAAAGUGCGGAAAUGUGCCCGUUCACGCGAAUCCAAAGUACAAGAAGUCAUCUGGGCAUCGUUGCGUCGUGUUUGGAUGUCAAAAUAACCAGCGGAAAAGGAGCAGGUUGCUUAGCGCUGUUUGCGAAGAGCACAAUACCCGUAGGGAAUCGUGCCGGUGCGGUGUUUUCAGCCUGCACCGAUUUCCAUCCGCAACGAAGAAUGACAAGCUGCGCCACCGGUGGAUAGCUGCAGUGAAUAGGAAGAACUACCAACCCAGUGAAAAUGCACGAGUUUGCUCCGAGCACUUUCUGGACAAGCCCACAGAGCAGAAUCCCGCGCCGGUGCUUCGCCUUGGCUAUAACAAGAAGGUGGUGAAGGGCAGGCGUCUGCUAAUCAGGCAGUCAAACGACCUCGCCAGUUGGUUGCCAAACGCGGCCAACCCAGUAGUGACCAUGACAAACAAGACCAAACUGAAAGUGCAGAGGACAAUGUUCUGCGUGCUUUAAUAAAAUGUGGCACCAA